UUCGUGAAUGAAACGUCGUGGCGGUGGCGCGAGUUUUAUAUUUAGAGCGCUUUAGGUCGGCGGGAGAUAGAACUCUGUGUAUCAGAGUCUGUCUAGUAAUUUAUUUGUUUUGCACUUGUUCUGGUGGAAAGUGUCAAAAUAAAAGCGUUUCGAUGGAGGACUUUGGUGUUUAUGCCAUAUUUGGAGUAGAUGAACCACCACAGCAGAUUUUGAGGCGUGAUGUGUGGCAGAGCUCGACUGAGAUCCAGCCUGGUGUCCAGCUGAUGGUUCUCUUCACCAGAGGAGACUGGGGGGAGAGAGAGUCAGUCUCUGUGGAACUUGCUGACGAGAGGAACAUACCCAUUAACAUGGGAAAACUAACACCAUUCAAUAAGUGUCUGUCAUGGGAAUCUGGUGAGGAUGGUGUCUGGUCCAGUGGAGCAACCCUAAAUGUAAAAUUUACUGGGGGUAUUGCAGAGUUUUUGGAUCCGGGGCUGACUCUUUCACAGAUGGAAUGCACUCCAGAGUGCAACCCCACAGUACCUGCAGUAAGAGAAUGUCUGGGCAAGAGAAAGCGGUCUCAGGGAGAGGAGGAGGAAGAAGAAAUUAAUGAAGGUAGGGGCAAGGAGAACAUCUGUCCUAAUGCCUCUGAUAAGGUGACACCUCAAAGACGGAGCAAGAACAAUCAUCGUGGAGGUCAGACGCGUCUGUUCUCACAACAGGAGCAACAGACUGCAGCUUCCAGUUCUCAGAGCCACAAAGCUAAAGGCAAGCAGGCCAAAACGUCCUUACAGACUGCUCCACUGGACAAGCCAUCAGGUCGCUGGGGUCAAACUCUCUGUCCCAUUGAUCCUCAGACAGCCAUUAUGAUUGGAGGACAAGGUGCCAGAAUGCAGUUCUGCAAAGACCCCAUUUGGAAACUGUGCACAGAGUAUCUUUCUUGGGUACCUGCUGAAACCCUUGCCGAAGGACCCACCCCUGAGGCCCGCAUAGGUCACACAGCGACCUAUGACCCGGAGUCCAAGCGUAUUUUUGUGUUUGGCGGCUCGAAACAUAAGAAAUGGUUUAAUGAUGUUCACAUCCUAGACACACAAACCUGGCGUUGGACUUUGGUUGAGGCGCAAGGAAAAGUGCCUCCUCUGGCCUACCACAGCUGCAGUAUGUUCAGAGGAGAGCUCUUUGUGUUUGGAGGAGUGUUUCCUCGCCCACACCCAGAACCAGAUGGCUGCAGUGACUCCAUCUACAUCUUUAACCCUGAAAUGGCCAUCUGGUAUCAACCUAUUGUCAAUGGAGAGAAGCCUGCACCACGCUCUGGGCACUCAGCAUGUGUGAUGCAGGGGAGGAUCUUUGUGUUUGGUGGAUGGGACACCCCUGUGUGCUUCAAUGACAUGUACAUGCUAGACCUCGGCUUGAUGGAGUUUUCUGCUGUGAAGACCAGUGGAACAGCUCCCUCUCCCAGAAGCUGGCAUGGCUGUGCGGUUCUUUCAGACUGCAGCUUCCUGAUCUAUGGGGGCUACAAUGGAAACAACGCACUGAGAGAUGCAUUCAUCUUCAACACAGACACUAGUUGCUGGUCAUCUCUGAAACUUCCCCAGCUCAGUUCUGUACCCCGAGCUGGACAUUCCAUCAUUACCAUGCCCACAACAUGCAAACGGGGUUCUAUGAAUGAGCAAGAUGUACUUCCAGAGUCAGCCCCACAAACACUUCUGGUUUUUGGUGGAGGUGAUAACGAAGGGAGCUUCUUCUCUGACCUAUUCUCCAUUCCAGUAGAGGAGCUAAAAGACUAAACCUUGCAUCAGGAUUUGGUUUUACAUGCAUUUUUUAUAUUAGUUUUAUGUUGUGGUGUUCCAGAUUUAGUUUUUUUGUGUGUGUGUAGAUUGAUGCUUGUUUAUUUAAAGAGGUCUAUUACACUUUCACUCAGGUAUUUGCAUUAUGUCAUCAUUUAUUAGCAUGCAUUUAUGCACAGAUCUUUCAAAGUAACUCUCCAUGAUGUUAUGGAGCAUGUGCAAAGCAUUUGUGAUACAAGCCCAAUAUUAUAAAUCAUUACGAGUGGAAUGUUUCCUAAAGAACAUGACUAGAUCAUCAAACUAUUAUUGUUUUAUUCACUUUUGAGUGAUUUGGAACCUGUUAUGUAAAUGUCUUUACACAGGUUUUUUUUUUAACAACAGUCCAUAGUGAUCAUGACUGACAAAUUCAAGCAAGUCCAUAUGUGUUGUGUGCUAUAUAGCAUGUCUUCUAAAGCCAUGAAAUAGUUUUUGUGACAGACCAUGAUAGCUUUUAGUUUAUCUUAUUUUUUUUUUUUUUUUACAUUACACCAAUUCUGAUUUAAGAAUUUUGGUGGAGGUGAAGUUAGGGUUAGGUUUAAGUUUUUAAGUUACUUUUUUUGUGUGAAUACCUGGAACAGGGGUGUCAAACUCAAUUCCUAGAGGACUGGAGCCCUGCAGAGUUUUGUCCCAACAAUGCUCAAACACUCAUACCAUGUAGUUUUCAAAUAAGCCUGAAAGACUUGAUUAAUUUGAUCAGGUGUGUUUAACUAGGGUCGAAUCUAAGCUGCAGGGCCCUUGCCCUCCAGGAAUUGAGUCUGACACUCCUAACCUAGAAUGUCAUUUUGUUUCUCCAAAAAAACUUUUAUAUGGCUUCAGAAAACAUUAAAUGUGGCACACAGUUGCUUUUAUUUUCUUUGAAGGGUAACACUGUAUUUUAGUGGCCAAUUCUCACUAUUACCUAGUUGCUUAUAAGCAUGUCUAUUAUUAACAUAUAGGUUGUUUAUUAGUACUGCUAAAGCAAUUAUUCUGCAUGA
Carassius carassius (crucian carp) is the source of this 2779-nucleotide messenger RNA. Its product is annotated as actin-fragmin kinase-like. NCBI's taxonomy places the organism in Eukaryota, Metazoa, Chordata, Actinopteri, Cypriniformes, Cyprinidae. The coding region runs from base 153 to 1766 and encodes 537 amino acids. The record is from RefSeq and is a predicted model, not a curated record. Gene Ontology annotation, molecular function: protein binding. The transcript is spliced from 13 exons.